Messenger RNA from Odontomachus brunneus, 832 nucleotides. RefSeq lists its product as uncharacterized. The transcript has 7 exons. The record is from RefSeq and is a predicted model, not a curated record. NCBI's taxonomy places the organism in Eukaryota, Metazoa, Arthropoda, Insecta, Hymenoptera, Formicidae. Bases 205 to 555 code for a protein of 116 amino acids.
AAGGCACAAUUUUCAAAACAUGAGAAGAUACAGUGGUCUCCUUAUAAAGAAUUUACAGUCUCGAACAAACGGCCAGUAGUUUGCCAGAAUAUUUGUUUGGAAUUAUUUUAUCGGUGCAUUCAGUUUAUUCGUAACAAAGAAGGAGAUCGUCAAGUAAAGACGAAUUGUAUCGUACAGAAUAUUUGUCUGUUUUGAUAUAUAACAAUGGAGAUACGUGUUGUGUUUUUAUUGCUGAUCUUUAGUGGGAGUGUUUUUGGAAAAGUAGCCUGGAAUGAAAUGUUUCGUCCUCAACGUGAUAACAGAUUAAAUUUAUGGGAUUUUGAAAUAUAUAAGCGAGAAAAGUAUCAGCGAGAUGUCGAGGAUACUACUACUAAUACAGCGAUGAUAAGUGAUAAGAAUAACAGUGAUUCUAACAGUAUGCUUGACGAAAUUGGUAUUAGUAUUGAAGCAUGCCUGAAUGCAUUAAAGACGGGUUGGAAAUUUGCGAAAAAAAUAUAUUCGAUCGGGACUAGUCCAAUUAAACUAGCAAUAAAGGGUUUCCACAAAAUUGUUUAAGGAAAGGAAGAUGAUUAACAUCCUCUACAAUGUGAUACCGAGUCAGUUGAGACAACCGCUUUCCAGGCUAAAUGACUUCCACUAUUAGCAUCGCAAUAUGUCGCUGCUUUACUGUGUAUAUCCAAUUGCGAUGAUUCUUAUCAUCGUUAAUCGAAAGAUAUGUCUCUUUGCGUUUAUGUUGAAUAUAUUAUAUAAAAUAUAUUACAUGCUGGCACGUAUAUAUAUACCAAGACAAUUAUUUCGACAAUUAUAAUAAACGAACAGCAUGCAAAACAAA